Molecule: messenger RNA, 867 nt
Organism: Tigriopus californicus
Lineage: Eukaryota; Metazoa; Arthropoda; Copepoda; Harpacticoida; Harpacticidae
Exons: 3
Coding region: 313-798 (161 amino acids)
Molecular function (GO): enzyme regulator activity; calcium ion binding
Source: RefSeq, a predicted model, not a curated record
CCCCAUUUCAAAUUGGGUCUUCGUGCGUGGCUUCACGAGAGAGUUUUGGAGGGCUAGUAAGUACGUACGAAAAGUCUCGUUGUUAUUGGAACUUGGGGUGCCUAGGCAGUCUUGGGCAUUUGCACAGAGACACCUCGAACAACUGCUGAAAGCCAGAAGGCCAUUUCUGGACGGGGCCAAUCAAAUUCGUUCAUAUGGAAAGCCCUUGUUUGGAAGUGGACCGAACCGAAACAAGACGACUCUCAGUUUUCAAACAAAUUGCAUAUUCAUAACUAGUUCAGAAGGGCUUUUUGUUCCAGGCUGUAUUAAAAUAUGUCAAGACCAACUACUGGAGCGUCAAGGCCAACCACGGCGAAGGAAAUGACCGAAUCUCAAAUAGGCCAAUACCGCCAGGCUUUCAAGAUGUUUGACAAAAACCACGAUGAGAGGAUCUCGAGCCAAGAAUUGGGCAUGGUAAUGCGAGAACUAGGCUUCGAUCCCACCGAGGAUGAGUUAAAAGAUAUGAUUGGGAAUGCAGAUGCGGAUGGGAGUGGCUCAAUCGAAUUUCCAGAGUUUCUUAAUUUGAUGAUUAAAAGGUUUGCCAGUGACGACAAGAUGGAAGAGAUGAAGGCUGCAUUUGAGGUGUUUGACAAGAACAAAGACAAUAAGAUCUCAAGGUCUGAGUUAAAAUCGGCCAUGAGAAAGAUGGGCGAGUCUACCUCCGACCACGAAAUCGACGCCAUCAUUCACGAGGCUGAUUUGGACAAGGAUGGCAUGGUUGAUUAUUAUGAAUUCAUCACUGUGUUCCAACAAAAGUGAUUUAUGUACCUACAGUAUAUGCUCUGAUCAUGUUCCAGUUAAAUGUCUUAUUAAACAAGAUUACACUCA